Molecule: messenger RNA, 1377 nt
Organism: Lampris incognitus (smalleye Pacific opah)
Lineage: Eukaryota; Metazoa; Chordata; Actinopteri; Lampriformes; Lampridae
Product: AP-1 complex subunit mu-1
Exons: 12
Coding region: 106-1377 (423 amino acids)
Biological process (GO): intracellular protein transport; vesicle-mediated transport
Cellular component (GO): clathrin-coated vesicle; clathrin adaptor complex
Molecular function (GO): clathrin-cargo adaptor activity
Source: RefSeq, a predicted model, not a curated record
GGCGGUUAGCAGAGGUGGACGCUCCCCGCUAUACCGUCAUAGCUUCGGCGUUAAGCAGCUCGGCUCGCACACACCGCGACACCCCGGCGAGAAGUGUGGGUCAAAAUGUCGGCGAGUGCGGUGUAUGUGCUGGACCUCAAAGGCAAGGUACUAAUUUGUCGUAACUACCGGGGAGAUGUGGACAUGUCCGAGAUCGAACACUUCAUGCCCAUCCUGAUGGACAAGGAGGAGGAGGGCAACCUGUCUCCCAUCCUGGCCCAUGGAGGAGUGCGCUUCAUGUGGAUCAAACACAACAACCUCUACCUUGUUGCAACAUCUAAGAAGAAUGCCUGCGUCUCCCUAGUCUUCUCUUUCCUCUAUAAAAUCAUCCAGGUGUUCUCUGAGUACUUUAAAGAGCUGGAAGAGGAGAGUAUCAGAGAUAACUUUGUCAUCAUCUACGAGCUGAUGGAUGAGCUGAUGGAUUUUGGUUACCCUCAAACCACUGACAGCAAGAUCCUGCAGGAAUACAUCACUCAGGAGGGUCACAAGCUAGACACAGGUGCUCCCCGCCCUCCUGCCACUGUCACAAAUGCCGUCUCUUGGCGGUCUGAGGGUAUCAAAUACAGGAAGAAUGAAGUAUUCCUUGAUGUCAUUGAGUCCGUCAACCUACUGGUGAGUGCCAAUGGCAAUGUUCUGCGCAGUGAGAUCGUGGGCUCCAUCAAGAUGCGUGUGUUCCUGUCCGGCAUGCCAGAGCUGAGGUUGGGACUAAACGACAAGGUUCUGUUUGAAAACACCGGACGUGGGAAGAGUAAGUCAGUGGAACUGGAAGAUGUCAAGUUCCACCAGUGCGUCCGGCUGUCACGUUUUGAAAACGACCGCACAAUCUCCUUCAUCCCGCCCGACGGGGAGUUUGAACUCAUGUCCUACCGUCUCAACACACAUGUGAAGCCACUGAUCUGGAUUGAGUCAGUGAUAGAGAAACACUCACACAGUAGAAUCGAGUACAUGAUUAAGGCCAAAAGUCAGUUUAAGAGGAGGUCGACAGCCAACAACGUAGAGAUACACAUCCCUGUCCCCACUGAUGCAGACUCACCUAAAUUUAAGACCACUGUGGGCAGCGUCAAGUGGAUCCCGGAGAACAGUGAAAUAGUCUGGUCCAUCAAGUCCUUCCCGGGUGGUAAGGAGUACCUCAUGAGAGCCCACUUUGGCCUACCUAGUGUAGAAGCAGAGGACAAGGAAGGCAAGCCUCCCAUCAGUGUCAAGUUUGAGAUUCCCUACUUCACUACCUCUGGUAUCCAGGUGCGUUACCUGAAGAUCAUUGAAAAGAGUGGCUACCAGGCUCUGCCGUGGGUUAGAUAUAUCACACAGAAUGGAGACUAUCAGCUGAGAACCCAGUAG